Molecule: messenger RNA, 3156 nt
Organism: Pseudogymnoascus destructans
Lineage: Eukaryota; Fungi; Ascomycota; Leotiomycetes; Thelebolales; Thelebolaceae
Exons: 1
Coding region: 1-3156 (1051 amino acids)
Biological process (GO): endosome organization; aggrephagy; mitophagy
Cellular component (GO): aggresome; amphisome
Molecular function (GO): calcium ion binding; protein kinase C binding; K63-linked polyubiquitin modification-dependent protein binding
Source: RefSeq, a predicted model, not a curated record
AUGUCAGCCUCAUUAGGCGCAGGCUUGACUACGCUUUCGAGACCCAGGAUAGCCGUUGUCCUGGUCACUGUCCUGGCAAGUGUGUAUGGUAUUUACUACCUACACAGUAGCAGCGAUGGCACCGAAACGACCGCAGAGCCUAUUACAUCGUCUGGGCCUGGACUUCACCGUACCAACGCAAUUCGCCGUCGCCACCGACGACCAAUGCCCCGAACUGGCGAUGGUGCUGAGGACAACCCAGACACAUCCCACGAUGAGUCCGACGAUACUGAUGGUGAAAGCGCGCCAGUGGUUCUGAGACCCCUUACCGAUGGCGAAACGUUAGUCGACGAGGCCGCAUUUGACGAAUUCGACGAUCCCUUGUGGAACCGACAGCGCGCUGGACAGCAUAUGGUACAACUGCUAUUUCGAAUAUCCGAAGAUGCUACAAAACGAAACGCAUAUGUUCAUCGUGGGACGCUAUGUAAUGCUUGCGGAGUUGUUCCAAUCCGCGGUAUUAGGUAUCGCUGUGCAAACUGUGCGGACUAUGACCUCUGUGAAUCCUGUGAAUCCCAAGGCCACCACUACAGGACACACGUUUUCUACAAGAUUCGAGUUCCUAUAUCCAACUAUGCACCGAGGCAAUUGCAGUCGGCGUUUUAUCCUGGUGACCCAGACACUGCCGUCAAGAUGUUGACGCGCGAACUCACGACAAGGCUCACAAGAGAGACAGGCCUAGAUCGGCCCGAAAUCGAGGCCUACUGGGAGCAGUGGACAUAUAUGGCAAACACAGAAUGGCGCGACGACCCAGACGGACUUUUUCUGGCCAUGGACCGACGAACAUUUGACCGCUGCCUCGUUCCGUCGGACGGAAACCGCUAUGCGGCGCCGAAUCUCAUACACGACCGCAUGUUCGCAUUCUACGACCAAAACAACGACGACUUAAUCAGUUUUCCAGAAUACUUACAAGGGCUGGCGUUUCGGAAAAGCAAGAACAAGCUCAGAAGGGUAUUUGAUGGGUACGACAUCAACGGAGACGGAUUCGUCGAUAGAAAAGACUUUCUACGGAUGUUCCGAUCGUAUUACGUUUUAUUCAAGAAUAUGCGGAAAGAUAUGCUGGACAGUAUGGAUGAGCAUGCAGUUAAUAGUGUUGAAGCACAUCAACUUGUCCACAGCAGGCAACCCCUGAGUAGUGCCUUUGGCCGUGAUGGUCGAUUCGGACGUGCUUCAAAUCCACGUUCUCCUGGGGAAGGGAAACAGCCCAAUCCAGACGGCGACCUCGAAAUCGUUGAUGGUAAAGGGAUUGUAAAUCCAAGCGGCGACGACCACGGCGACAAAGAAGACGUAUUUAGAGACCCCCUCGGUCGGGCCAUGAACGAUUUCCCACCGAACGGGACUGGUAACUACUGGGGAGUCGUGUCAUCUCCACCGCCCACGCUGGAAACCUUGCAAAGCAGAGUGUUGGAAAAUAUUUUGUCAAGUCGGAGUCAGCAGGAGAGUACUCCACCCCGGAACGAACGAUCUGAAAAUCAGGAGCUAGCAGACGAAAUUAAUGUGAACUGGCCCCCAGGAAUUGUUGAGCCUUGCGAUGUAUCCGAAGUCCUCGGUAUGGAUAUGCCGCUCGAUCAGGUGCCUCUGAGCCAACGAGCUAAAAUUAUAGACGAGGCUUCAAGACGAGUGCUGCGCAACGCCCAUAUGGAGCAGGAGGCAAUUACUAAUGACCGCAUGCAUGAGCGGUGGAGGAGGCGCCAGUUUUAUACUGAUGAAGAGGAGGGAGUAGAGGCACCUUCGGACUGGAAAAUCGAAGAAGACGUCCCUCUUGGUGAGACGAAGUCGGAGGAUGCUCCUCAAAUACCUGCCCCAUCUCCUCGCUCACGAUCGUCGUCGAAGGUUCGGUUUGCAGAAGACAUGGACGACUACGAAACCAGAUCGAACCCAUCAACGUCAUCGCGCAGUGUUCCGGAGCGUUGGGGUGGAAUGGAGAUACCUGACGCAGAGAAGGACGCAGGAAAAGAUGUCUUAUACCAAGUCGCCCAACAGGCGUUCAAUGAACUUCUCGACAACCUGUUUAAAAAUGCAGAGGAUGCUGCUAUUGCUUCGCUUUCGUCUAAGAAGACCAGAGCCCUACACCACCAUUUAUUUACAAAUGUAUAUUUUAAAUGGUGGGCUGAGCAGGUUGACAUGAUUUACGCCGAGAAAAACGACAAAGAAUCUGAUGAUUCGGAUAAGAAGAGCCUCGAGGCUGAACUUGCACAUCACAUGCAAAGGGAAAUCAGGUUAUGGAAUGAAGAGCCGAACAACACAGGUGUCGAGAUAGAGGAGACGCGCGAGGCCCCUCUAGAUGUACUGCUCGCUGCAUCAGGAUAUUCAGUCGAACACGGCACCGCAGCCACUGAAUCUGGUGCUACCCCUGAUGAAGAUAUAGCAGUACAUGACGCCUCGUCACCCGAAAGUCAAAGUUUGGAUACACCAGUCGAUGAGCACCACCGUGACCUCCUGGAAGUCCUCCGCGACCCUAUCCCAGACCAAACAGAACCCCCGUUGCCCACCGACGAGGACGACUUCACAGAUAUGUUGCAAUCAUAUCGUGAUCCAACCCUACCCCAAUUCCGGCCUUCAGCCGCAUCGCCUCCCGCCUCCAAUCCACCACCCCCAGAACCCCAAGACAUACCACUACCCACAACCGAAACCUCCGAACCAUCUCACCGCGAAGGCAGCGACCGCUCAAACAACGAACGCUCGCGCACCUCCAAACGAGGCAGCAAAGCGCACCGCAGCCGCGCUAAGAACUCUACUGAGUCCUCUCCGCCAAACCCUGAGAAAACUCCACUCCGCGACCUGCAAAAGGAGCUUCUCACCGAGAUGAAAGCCGACGCUACUGUACCGACCGAAGUCCACCGCAGCCUUGCGAAGUGGGACUGGAUGGCACUGUACAAGCUGCACGAGAUGGAGAGUACAGAGGCCAAGGCGCGGACGCGUGGUGGAUGGGGCCGGAUCGGCUGGGUCGAGUUCGAGGAUAUCGUGCGCCUGCGGGAUGCGGCGUGGCGGGCCGAGAAGCGGGAGUUGAAGGAGGCGGGGAAGGCACAGGCGGGGACGAGGAUCAUGAAGAGGGAGGAGGAUGUGGAGAGGAUGGUGGAGUAUCUGGGGAGCUGGAUUGAGAUGUGUAUCCCGGGAUAA